CUGCCCGUUUUUGACGAAACCACCCACCGGCCAGGAAGGGCGGUGCCAAGCGAAGGCACAAUCAAGCGCGUCCCCCCCGCCCCCCCCUCCCAACCCCAAAUAACGCCAGUCCACAGACGAGCAAAUUGGCGAGUGUCAGAGCGAUUUCCAGAGAGAAGUUGUCAGUGUGUGACCGUGCAGGCCCACCCACUUCCAUUUAAGCACCAGGACAACACCCUCCUCGCUGCUCCUGCCUGUCACCGCCGUCGCACGCGCCACACGUCGCGGGGACACCUCGUCGCCGUCCGUCGCGCGCCGAAAACGAACCGCAACCAGAGCUGGUCUGGAGUAGGGGUGCUGUCUGUCUUUGACUAUCUUGUGGUGAUGGAGGAAGGGGUGGUAGAAAGAAGCUUGAGCUACACUCGCUCGCGAGAUUUGACGUGUGAGAUUUACGAGGAUCCCGAGCCGCAGAUGUUUCGGGAGACGCUCCGCUCACCGUCCGGAGACCUGCUCACCGUCUGGAGACCUGCUCAGUCCAUGGCUGCGCUGCUCGGGGAGGAACCACGGUUCGGCAGCACCCCGCUGGCCAUGCUGGCCGCCACCUGCAACAGAAUCGGCGAGCACACCUCCUCCUGCUCCCCCGCCCUGUCCGACGGAGCCCCGGGAUUUCUGAAGGGAUUCUACCCGUGGAAGAGGGCCGCUCAGGGGAACGGUGGCCUGAACGCCUGCCUCGCUUCCUUCGGAGUUUCCUCUGGAGCCCACAGGGCCAACGGGGCCCCGCUGACGGAGGCUUCGGCCUCUUUCCCCUCCGCCGCCGGCUCCUCUCUGGGGAAUGACUUUUCCAUGUACCAGACCGUCGUGCCGUCACCGGACGGCAGCGCGCCCGACCCCGCGCACGCCCAGCGGCCGGUGUUUCUGAGCACGCUGCCCUCCUCCGUGGAGAGCAUAGCGGGCAUAUAUCAGAGGAUGCACCCCUACGAUUCGUGGUUCAAGCCCGUGGGCGAAGUGGGUAACGGGCCCCCGGCUUGGUGGGACAUGGGCACCGGUUGGGCGGACUCGCAGAGCCCAGCCGGGUUGGCGCCCCCUCCGGGCGGCUACGGCAGCGAAUACAGCCCCGCGUUCAGCGGCGGCGCAUCCCAGCACCUGCUCCCCCCCACGCAGCACCUGUUCGACGGUUUCAGGCCACCCGUCCCCGCCCCGUACGCUGAGUCUGCGGCCACGCCGCCUCCGGCUCUGGCGGGAAGCCCGGCCGUUUCUCUUCCCGCGUCCUCGCGCCCCUCGUCCAGACGGUACUCCGGCAGGGCCACGUGCGACUGCCCGAACUGCCAGGAGGCGGACGGCCCGGGCCAGGAGGGCCCCGGCCCCCGGCGGAAGGCGGGGCUCCACAGCUGCCACAUCCCGGGCUGCGGCAAAGUUUACGGCAAGACGUCCCACCUCAAGGCCCACCUGCGGUGGCACACCGGGGAGCGGCCGUUCGUCUGCAGCUGGCUCUUCUGCGGGAAACGCUUCACGCGCUCCGACGAGCUCCAGCGGCACGCGCGCACGCACACGGGGGAGAAGCGGUUCGAGUGCUCCGUGUGCCGGAAGCGGUUCAUGCGCUCCGACCACCUCAGCAAGCACGUCCGGACGCACAGCCCGGAGGGCGCCGAGGACGGCGGGGAGCCGGGCCCGGGCAGAGGGGGCAGCGACACGGAGACCGGCGCCGGUGGCAGCCCGAGACUGUCGCCCGGAGUGCGCGUGCGUGAUGGCUCCACGAACGCCCAGGAGCAGAGGACCGAGUGAGCAAAGCAACACACGAGCCAAGGGCAUUUAUUCACACUGACUCGUACUUUUUUGAUAAAUAUACUGAUUAUCAUUUCCUAUAUUUCUUUUUUUUUUCUUUACAUCGUUUUCUUCCAUACUGAAAUAAAUUAAAUGGCACUUUAUGGUUCACUCCAUUUACGUAGUCUGUACUGUUCUUCUUACCUCAUUUGAUGUUCUCAGUUUUUUUUUCUUUUUUUCUUUUUUGCU
This is a messenger RNA of Menidia menidia (Atlantic silverside), 1989 nucleotides long. The record is from the annotation of a GenBank genome assembly. Lineage: Eukaryota; Metazoa; Chordata; Actinopteri; Atheriniformes; Atherinopsidae.